AACAACGAUAUCUAUUCACCUCCUGAAUAUGAUCGAUAUCCAUCCAUGGGGCGUGAUUCAAGAAUAACAUCCAUGGCAAAUUCCACGAACUCCAAUACAAACCUAUUGGGUCAUAACAAGAAGGGGUCUCUAUCUUCGCAAUUGUCAACGUCCGAAAUUUCAGAAAACUCUUCGAAUCCGUUCUUGGUUGAUGCCGACUUUAGUCCAUUUGGUGGAUACCCUGCAUCCUCGUUUCCCCUACACAUUGAUGAAAAGGAGCCAGAUGAUUAUUUGCAUAACCCUGAUCCAAUCGCAGAUGCAUAUGCCGAUAAGCAUAGAUUCAUGAGCGAUUUCAAAAAUAUGGACAAGAGAUCAACGGGUGGUUUGAUAGGUCUUAUCGUUCUAUUUCUUGGUGCAAUAGCGCUUUUCAUUAUUGUUCCUGCCUUAACAUAUACAGGAGCAACUACUCAUGGUUCAAAUACACAAGUUUAUGAAGUUUUAACGCAAUACCAAUACCAAACUUUGAGUGCUAUUAGAACGUCGUUGGUUGAUCCGGAUACGCCUGAAAGUGCACUCACUAGAUUGGCAAAUGACGGGACCAAUUGGACUUUGGUAUUUUCAGAUGAAUUUAACGCUGAAGGUCGUACGUUUUACGAUGGUGAUGAUCAAUUCUGGCAAGCUGUCAAUAUCCACUAUGCUGCAACAAAUGAUUUAGAAUGGUACGACCCUGAUGCCGCAACAACUACAAAUGGUUAUUUGGAAUUGAGAAUGGAUGCAUUCGAAAAUCAUAAUUUGUUUUACAGAUCAGGUAUGCUUCAGUCUUGGAAUAAGAUGUGCUUCACAGAAGGUUUGAUUGAGGUGUCUGCAAUGUUACCAAAUUUUGGUAAUGUUACUGGAUUAUGGCCAGGUAUCUGGACAAUGGGAAAUUUAGGUAGACCUGGAUACUUGGCUUCAACUAAUGGUGUUUGGCCAUACACUUAUGAAGCGUGUGAUGCCGGUAUCACUGCCAAUCAAUCAUCUCAUGAUGGUAUCAGCUAUCUUCCAGGCCAGAGGUUGAGUGUAUGUACCUGUGACGGUGAAGACCAUCCAAACCAAGGUGUUGGUAGAGGUGCACCUGAAAUAGAUGUCAUUGAAGGUGCAGUUGAUUCUACCUUGGGAGUUGGAACUGCUUCACAGUCUAUGCAAAUUGCACCAUUUGACAUCUGGUACAUGCCAGAUUAUGAAUUUAUUCAAAUUUACAACUUCACAGUGACGGCUAUGAAUACUUAUGCAGGUGGUCCAUUCCAGCAGGCUGUAUCUGCUGUGUCUACUUUGAACACUUCAUGGUAUGAACUGGGAGACACCGCAGGUCCUUAUUUCCAAAAAUAUGGAUUUGAGUACCGAAAUGAUGAUGACGAUGGGUAUUGUACAUGGUUUGUUGGUGAUGAUCCAACUUAUACUAUCUACGCCACCGCACUACACCCAAACGGUAAUGUCGAUUGGAGAAGAAUUUCUAAAGAACCAAUGUCAAUAAUUUUAAACUUGGGAGUUUCAAAUAACUGGGCUUAUAUCGAUUGGGCUUCAAUUGUUUUCCCUUCAACCAUGAGAAUUGAUUACGUCCGUGUUUAUCAACCUGAGGGUAUGAAUCAGGUCACUUGUGAUCCAUCUGACCAUCCAACUUAUGACUACAUCAUGAACCACAGAGCCGCCUACUGGAAUGCCAACUAUACCUUGUGGGAAGAUGCUGGUUAUGACACUCCAAAAAACAUCUUGACGGGUAACUGUCGUAGUUCCAAG
Williopsis jadinii is the source of this 1755-nucleotide messenger RNA. It is a transcript of the gene KRE6, whose product is annotated as beta-glucan synthesis-associated protein KRE6. The record is from RefSeq and is a predicted model, not a curated record. Gene Ontology annotation, cellular component: plasma membrane; endoplasmic reticulum membrane. Gene Ontology annotation, biological process: (1->6)-beta-D-glucan biosynthetic process; fungal-type cell wall organization. Gene Ontology annotation, molecular function: glucosidase activity. The annotation marks the transcript as partial. The transcript has a single exon. NCBI's taxonomy places the organism in Eukaryota, Fungi, Ascomycota, Saccharomycetes, Phaffomycetales, Wickerhamomycetaceae.